Dryobates pubescens (Downy woodpecker) is the source of this 513-nucleotide messenger RNA. It is a transcript of the gene SCT, whose product is annotated as secretin. The transcript is spliced from 5 exons. Lineage: Eukaryota; Metazoa; Chordata; Aves; Piciformes; Picidae. The record is from RefSeq and is a predicted model, not a curated record. Gene Ontology annotation, molecular function: hormone activity. Gene Ontology annotation, cellular component: extracellular region. Gene Ontology annotation, biological process: negative regulation of gastrin-induced gastric acid secretion; positive regulation of somatostatin secretion; positive regulation of pancreatic juice secretion. Bases 1 to 513 code for a protein of 170 amino acids.
AUGCCUGCCUUGGUGACUGCUCUCUGCCAGCUGAUUAUCCCCAUGGUUGUCCUGCCACACUUCUCAGCAUCUCUUCCCUCCCAGGAGAGGACUGAGAGGCAUGCUGAUGGGCUCUUCCACAGUGAGCUCAGCAAGAUGAAUGGCAAUGCCUACGUCAGGCAGCUGGUCAAGAACCUGGUGGGCCUCAGGGAGAGGUCCCAGAGGCACUCUGAUGGCCUGUUCACCAGUGAGUACAGCAAGAUGAGAGGAAAUGCUCAGGUCCAGAAAUUCAUUCAAAGCCUGAUGGGCCGCAAGCGCAGCUCUCCAGACCCAGUCAACACAGAUGUGCAGGGGAGAGAGGAAGAAAACAUCCAUGAGGAGCUCUGCUUUCUGUGGUUGUACCAGAGCUUUCUAAACACCAGCCACUCAGACAGUGAUGCCAGGGAAGCUGCUGCAGUGACCAGCCAGUUCAUCUGCCCCUUCUCUGAGCAGCUGGUUGCAGAGAUGAAGGAAGACAGAGCCAGUUUUGACUGA